This is a messenger RNA of Anopheles marshallii, 2847 nucleotides long. RefSeq lists its product as uncharacterized. The transcript is spliced from 10 exons. The record is from RefSeq and is a predicted model, not a curated record. Gene Ontology annotation, molecular function: serine-type endopeptidase activity. Bases 1 to 2847 code for a protein of 948 amino acids. Gene Ontology annotation, biological process: proteolysis. NCBI's taxonomy places the organism in Eukaryota, Metazoa, Arthropoda, Insecta, Diptera, Culicidae.
AUGGCAGGGUUUGUGAAAUUCUGCGUGAUCCUGCUCUUGGCCAUACAGCAAACGAUCGCUCAAGGUGGUCAACCGUGCUAUACUGCUUCGGGUGCUGCAGGUGUAUGCGUAUCAUCCUGUCCCAUCCCUUACCAACUGAACAUUAAUCCGUUCGGAUUUUUCGGUGGCGCUGGACAAGGAUGUCAGAGUUUCUUCGGGUUUGUCAAUUACUGCUGCUCGGCAGCAGCUUUCUCCAGCAGUACUGUACCGCCAGCAGUCGCACCAACUACUGCACAAACGUACCAAACCGGCGGUACUGAGGCUAGCAGUCCCUCCACGGUAUUUCUUUUGCAGCCAGAGCCCACCGUUUCAACCACGAGCCGUUCGGCAACGAUUCGCACCACGACACCGGUUGUGCUUCAAAACCGUUUGGCAAGCGCCCCAACGUUCGACAGCCCGGUGGUUCUGCCUACCCCAGAGCAGGGUUGCGGUGUGAGCGAUGUUGAGCACAAUCGAGUUGUCGGUGGUGUACCGGCCGCACUGAACGGAUGGCCCUGGAUGGCUUUAGUCGGUUACAAGGGAACAUUCGGAGAUAUUGAUUUCGCUUGUGGAGGAUCGCUUAUUACCGAUCGGCAUGUUCUUACUGCGGCUCACUGCAUUUUGCCCACACUAUCCCUGGUGCGAUUAGGAGAACACGAUACGAGCAAUCAAACAGAGUCAGCACACGUUGAUGUAGCGGUGUACAAGUACAUUUCCCAUCCGUCUUACGAUACGUUUGAUGGCCAUUCGGAUCUAGCGAUAUUGUACCUCACACAUACGGUGGAGUUCACUGAACAAAUCAAACCCAUUUGUCUGCCUAUGGCCGAACCGGUGCGCAGUACAGAUUUUACCGGCUACAACCCAUUCAUAGCCGGUUGGGGCCGCACCAAGGAAACGGGAUUCGAAUCGCAGGUGCUCCAGGAGCUACAGAUCCCCAUACUGGUGAAUGAAGACUGCAGCCAGUUGUACAAGAAGGUAAGGAAGCUGUUCUCCAAGAAGCAGUUCAACGAUGCUGUCCUGUGUGCCGGGUUUCUGGAGGGUGGUAAGGAUUCGUGCCAGGGCGAUAGUGGCGGUCCGCUGAUGUUGCCGUAUCUUGUCAACAAGAAGUUCCACUACUUCCAAAUCGGCAUCGUGUCGUACGGUAUCGGGUGUGCUCGGGCCGACCUACCCGGAGUGUACACGCGGGUGGUCACAUUUGUAGAUUGGAUCGUGGAACAGACGAGGACGUCAACUGUGUCCGCUACGAUUCCGUUCACACCGCUGACAAGUUCUUCGCUGAUAUUCAGCACGGGGACACCUCCAACGGGUCCACCGUUUACCUCAACCACCUUUCCAACCACAAGCCCAACCGCACCGCUAACCUUUAACACACCCCCCAUAACGGCAACAGUUCCCGUGCCUAUAUUUACCUCGACAACAUUCAAUACUCAGGCAUCCACGUCUACUGGAGCUGGGCCUACGCUGUCAACAAACACAAUCCCGAUUUCUGGUCUAACGUCCACUCCAAGCACACCACUGUUCCCCACGGUUACUUUUACCAAUCCACCAACGGGAAGUACAAUCCCUGGUGCUGUACUAACUUCCACACUGUCACCCAUUACUCCCGUGACGGGUAUAUCACCUUUGCCCACGUUCCCAACCUUCCUUACGACGAUCAAUCCACCGAUUCUAACAAAUGACAGCUGCCUAACACCAAAUGCCCAGAAUGGUAUAUGCAUCGUGUACGUAAACUGUGAUUUCAUACUGCAGCUGCUGAUCCGUAAUGCUAAUCUACGUGACCCAACGAUUGAGAGCUAUGUGGCCCAAUCGCUUUGUGGUUAUAGUGAUGUAACACCCAUGGUUUGUUGUCCAACGCUAAGGUUCGCACAUCAAGGCACAAAUACGACCAGUAGCUAUACCACCGCCCCACCCGUUACAACAGCACCCGGGUCAUUCUUUUUCGCAAGCAUCUCCGGAGGAUCAUUAACGCCCGGUUCCGGUAACGUCGCACCAAGCAGUAGCACACCCAAACUUCCCACCAACGAUGCCGAUCGCUGUGGCAUGUCUAAUGCAACACAUACGCGUGUCGUCGGUGGUGUAGAUGCACAGCUCAAUGCCUGGCCGUGGAUGGCCGCGUUGGGCUACCGGUCGUCAUCCUUCGAGCUGAACAGUGGACCCCGCUUUCUGUGUGGUGGUACGCUGAUAACCACGGCACACGUGCUUACCGUCGCGCACUGCAUACAGACGGGGCUGUACUAUGUGCGGCUCGGCGAGUAUGAUAUCACAUCCGAUCAGGACGGUGCCAACCCGAUUGACGUCUACGUCCAGCGUUGGCUGGUACACGAGCGGUACGAUGCGAAAACGAUCCACAACGAUAUUGCGCUAGUGCUGCUGCAGAAAACCGUCACCAUUACCGAGGCAAUUAGACCCAUCUGUUUGCCACUGGACACGAAACAGCGUACCAAAGAUAUAACGUAUUACGCACCGUUUAUAGCCGGAUGGGGUGCGGUCUCGUUCAAUGGUCCGUCCGCCACCAAGCUGCAGGAGGCGCAGGUUGUGGUACUUCCGGUUGACCAGUGUGCCUUCAACUACAAGCUGUAUUUUCCCGGCCAGAUCUUUGACGACACCGUCCUGUGUGCUGGGUUCCCCCAAGGGGGCAAAGACUCCUGCCAAGGCGAUAGUGGCGGUCCGCUGAUGUUACCCGAGCUUGCAACAAACAGUCAGUACUAUUACUACACCCUGAUCGGGCUCGUCUCGUACGGCUACGAAUGUGCACGUGCCGGCUUUCCGGGUGUCUACGUGAAAGUCACGGCAUAUCUUCCCUGGAUCGAAUCGAACAUCAACUUUUGA